Messenger RNA from Ceratosolen solmsi marchali, 1246 nucleotides. RefSeq names its product protein prenyltransferase alpha subunit repeat-containing protein tempura (gene temp). The record is from RefSeq and is a predicted model, not a curated record. Gene Ontology annotation, molecular function: protein prenyltransferase activity. The transcript is spliced from 4 exons. The coding region runs from base 41 to 1246 and encodes 401 amino acids. Gene Ontology annotation, cellular component: cytoplasm. Gene Ontology annotation, biological process: protein prenylation. Lineage: Eukaryota; Metazoa; Arthropoda; Insecta; Hymenoptera; Agaonidae.
GAAUUUUGAUAAGAAUAAAGAUAGAUAAACAUUUAAAACAAUGCAAGAGGACGUUUUUCCUGCCGCUGAGAAAAUAUUGUCUGAUGUUGAAAAUAUCUUCAAGAAAGAUAUAGAUUUAACCAGCUUUGAAAUUAUUCCAGUGGAAGAUAAUCAAAAUAAAUCGCCUGUACUGCAUGACAAUAAUUCCUUGGGACUUGCAUCAUGGUGUAUUCGACCUCUUUUUUGUUAUGUUUAUAAUCGUUUAUUUGAUUUAAGAUUAAAUCAAUGUCGCCGGGAACAUUCAACUGUAAUUUCAAAAUGGCUUUUAGGAGCACUUUUAUUAAAUCCAGAUAUUUUAACUUUUUGGAAUAUGAGAAGACAAUUUAUUCGAAAUGGUAAACUUGAUCCUAUGGAAGAACUGCGAUUUGUAAAUAUUGUACUUUACUAUAAAGCAAAAUGCUUUGAAGCUUUUUCAUACCGGCGUUGGAUUUUGAAAUUAUUACUUUUUAAAAAUCAAGAUGCGAUACAUAAAAUAGAAUUAUUAUUUCGUAACGAAAUUCAAAUUUCUUCUAUGGCAGCAAAUAGAUAUUCAAAUAAUUGCCAUGCAUGGAAUCAUCGGAAAUAUAUUAUUUCAAUGUUUGAGACUGUAUGUAUCAGUGUAUUUGGUAGUCUUUUAGAUAAAGAAUGGGAAGAGUCUACGAGUUGGUGUAAUUCUCAUGUUUCAGAUUACAGUGGAUAUGAUUAUCGUCAAUUUUUAUUGAAAAGAUUACUUUUACGUAAGCGACGAUAUGAUCAGACAAAAAUAUGUUCAAAUGUUUUAGAAAAACGUCGAGAUAUUAUUAUUAAAUUUGUUCAGAAUGCAUUACAUGAUUAUAAUAAUGUUUUUCUACAUACUAACUCUUAUGAAAACAUUUUAAAUUUAUUACAUGGAGUGAAUUUUACAAAAUAUUCUGAAGUGACCUUCGAACAAACAUUGAUUAAUCUUUCAUAUUGGGUUGAAGAUUGUAUUAUAAAUACGAAGUUACUUCAGACAUUUUCAGGACAUGAAACUUUAUGGUAUCAUCGACGUUUUCUUGUAUCCUCUCUUCUUGCUUUAAAUAAUUCUUAUACAAAUUUUUUUUUGUAUAAAAUUGAAAAUCUAAAUUCUACAGUUGCAACUACAAAUAUAUCUAAAAGCUUAUUAGAAAUUGCAUUAAAAAUGCAAAAUAAAGAUUUAAUAGAUGUUGCAAAACGAAUCAGUUUUAUUAAACCAUACUGUGCAAGAUAA